AUGGGUAUCACCCCAGGAGAAUCGACCCAGCUGCUCCGACGCGUCUCCGCCUGGGAAUCAAAGGCUCUACCUGUCUCACGACGGCUUACGCAAUUCUCCUUUCAGUCCUUCAUUGGCCGCACCUACGCCGUUCCGCAUGGGUGUCGAACCUUAGCCGACGACGGAGCAGACUCCAACUUUAUCUCGGAAAAGUUCCUACGCCAGGUGAAAACCUUCCAGACCAUUCCCCUCGUCCAACCCGUCAUAUGCGAGGGCUACGAUGGCAAGGCUUCUGAGUCUAUCACCCAUCGUGUGGAAUUCUUCCUCAAAAUGGACACUCACGUCGAGCGCUCUAUGGCUUACGUGGUAAACACCUGUGGGUCAUUCGAUUUAGUCCUUGGGUUCAAAUGGCGUCAACUCCACCAGCCCAAGUUAGACUACCGCGAGGGUACGAUUGCGUUCCCAGAUGAGUACUGUAGGCUCAAUUGCUGGCUUCAGGACUCUUCCCCACUAGUCGUUUGCAAAGGCAGGGAGAAGGACUGUGACCAGCUCUCUCCACGCCCUCACGCGGACCACGAUUCAGAAGCACGAACUCCUGCCGACGUCCACCCUGGUGGUACCGCCGGACGGAAUACGGAUUCUCGCAGUCUGGAAGCCGAGUUCCAGGACAAAGAUAUUCCACAACUGCCCCGGGAUCCCAAACGCAACAAGGCCCCCCCGGACAAGACUAAGGCGACACCUGGGGGUUCACCUCAUGACCCGCUAAAGGUUGAGAUCAAAAGGGUUUCACUUCAGGCUAUACGCCGUAUGGCUAGGAAAUAUCGAACAGACCCAUGCCUCAUGACCCUCCAGCAGGGCAAAGCCCCGCGGCUCCGACGCGCGGCAGUCGACGAGGACUUCGCCAAGUUCAUGGACAAGCCUCCCGAUGUCACGCUUGAAGACAUUCUCACGCCAGAACUAUUUCAGGAAUACUCUGAUUUCAUCCCCGUCUUCGACAAGGCGGCCGCGUCUAAAUUACCGGAGCAUUCGGAGCACGACCAUGAGAUCAAGCUCGAGCCAGGAGCCAAAAUCCCCAAUCAUCGGCCACGACCCUUCUCAGGCCAGCAAGAAGAAGCCAUUGCGGCUUAUGUCAGAGACAUGGAGUCAAGAGAUUUCAUUGGCCCGUCCAAGUCGCCCGCGAGGAACUCGCUGCUCAUCAUUGACGACCCAGACGAUCCGCGCCAUGCGGAGAAAACUAUUAUUCUGGGGCCUAAGGUGCUGUCACCAGGAAUGAAACCGGCUCUCGAUACGGCUCUACGCGCCCUCACGUUGUCUUCUAGCAAGACAGAUGAUGUUAUAACGCCUGAACAACGCAGUGUGUUACGAACGGCUUUCUCAAACGACCCAGAGGAAGAGGACGUCGAGUUGCCUUCACCCGAGGGUGUUGUGGACCCGUCCCUUCCGCCCUAUGACGAGGAUCCGCGGUCCACGGAGGAACUCCUGAACGCUGCGUAUGCAAGCGACGAAAUGGCUACCCGCGCUUUUUCAGCCAUUGAUUCCCACGAGGUCAAGUUGUCUAAAUGGUUUCAUAAGCACGGGUUCUAUUUUAGUGCAGCCGACUUGUCCUUAGUAGGAGACGGAGCAAGCCGUCGUUUGUUCAUCGAUAAGACCCGGCUCUAUAUCCCCGCGGAUGCACGCCUCCAACGACGGAUCUUUGAUCUGUGCCACGACCACGAAAUUGCCGGUCAUAAGGGUCCGCGUUCUACUCUCUACCUUAUGUACGACCGCUACUACUGGCCUAAAAUGAACCAGUCUAUAGCCAAAUAUUGCGACGCUUGCGGUAUCUGCCGCCGCACCAAGUCCCCACGGGACGGCAAACACGGUUACCUGCGACCGCUGCCACUUCCUCACCAGCGUUGGUCAGAUGUGACCGUGGAUUUCAUCCAGGACCUUCCCCCCUCGCGCCUGGACGGCAGGGAAUAUCGAAAUAUUUUGGUCAUUGUGGAUCGUCUUACCAAGAGGCGCCACUUCUAUCCAACCCACGGGCGAACCGCGGUCGAAGCUGCCCGAUGCUUCAUGGACGUCUUUAAGCACCACGGGCUUCCCCUUAGUAUUGUUUCCGAUCGAGGUACUAACUUCGUCGCUCCCUUUUGGAAACACAUCUGCCAACGACUUCAUAUUAAACGGGUUCUUUCUACAGCGUAUCACCCGGAAACGGAUGGCCAGACCGAACGCGCUAAUCAGUCCUUAGAAACAUAUCUCCGCCAGUUCAUCAACUACGCUCAGGACGAUUGGGCGUCCUGGCUACAUGUGGCAGAGUUUCAAGCCAAUGAUACGGUCAACUCCAGUACGGGUAUGACCCCGUUCUUUGCCGACCUUGGCUAUCAUCCCCGUAGCGGUAUCCAUCCUUCGGAAAACAUAGAAGCCAACUUGCCACGGCCAGCCCGCGAUCAGGCCAUACGCGCUCAGGAAAUGAUGGACUCGCAUUCGGAUUUGGUCACACAUCUGAAGGAGCAGCUCCGAUGGGCCCAGCAGGAGCAGAGCGCUCAGGCUAAUUCCAAACGCCAUGCGGUUCCCCUUUACAGCGUUGGAAAUGAGGUCUGGAUUUCUACUGUCAACUGGUCUACCCCUCGACAAUCGAAGAAGCUCACGGAUCGUUGGGCAGGGCCGUAUGUCGUCAAAAGAAUCAUUCACGACGGCCGCGCUUACGAGCUGGAUCUUCCCGAAGAGAUGAUUCGGAAUGGUACAUUCCCCAUCUUCCACCCGAAGCUUCUACGGCCUGCGGCUACCGACGCCUUACCCGAUCAAGCUCCCGCUCGACCAGUGCCUGUGGAAGUGGUCAAUAGUAACGGCGAUGCCCAUACGGAGUGGUUGGUCGACGAAUUUGUGGACGUCGCCUCUCCAAAAGCUAGCAAAGUCAAAGGGCGCUGGGCUUACAAGAUCAAAUGGUCCGACUUUCCCAAGGCCACAUGGCAUGACGCCGCCGACUACCUCGACCAUUAUGAUGCCAAACUUUUUCACUGGAAACAUCCCGGUAAGCCUACGCCCCCUGGACUCCGCAUGCCUCCCGAUUGGACCCCUCUCCCUGAAGACGCCGGCGACUUUCAAGAUCAGUAUGCCAGCGGCGACGAGAACCUAGCGUGA
Messenger RNA from Alternaria atra, 3102 nucleotides. RefSeq lists its product as uncharacterized. Bases 1 to 3102 code for a protein of 1033 amino acids. Gene Ontology annotation, molecular function: nucleic acid binding. NCBI's taxonomy places the organism in Eukaryota, Fungi, Ascomycota, Dothideomycetes, Pleosporales, Pleosporaceae. Gene Ontology annotation, biological process: DNA integration. The transcript has 2 exons. The record is from RefSeq and is a predicted model, not a curated record.